This is a messenger RNA of Penicillium waksmanii, 3336 nucleotides long. RefSeq names its product TMEM198/TM7SF3 family protein. Bases 1 to 3336 code for a protein of 1111 amino acids. The record is from RefSeq and is a predicted model, not a curated record. The transcript has 6 exons. Lineage: Eukaryota; Fungi; Ascomycota; Eurotiomycetes; Eurotiales; Aspergillaceae.
AUGAAGUGGCCAUUAUUUUUCACGAUCCUCCUGUUGUUUCUGUACUGCAGUGAGACAUUAGCUGCCCCGGCAGUGGAGUUUCAGCGCCGAGAGCCGGACGCCAUUGCGACUACCGAUCAAAGUGAAGAACAGAGCGCGACCAAAACAGCAACAGACAAUGGAUCAACCCAGACAUCCACAACGACCGCGACGGACGCGAAGGAAACCAAGACAACCACAUCCAAGGCCGCUCAAACGGCCUCUACUACUACAACUAGCGAUGCCACAACUGUUGCGACUACCGUUCCAUCGCUAGACACCUCUGCCGCAUCUGGCGGCUCAUCAUCACAAAAUUCAACAAAGUCAAUAUAUACUGGAGGACUCCCGCUUCAGCCCGACCUCAGCCCAGCGUUAGGAGUGGGUGGGUUCAUUCUGUUGAUAUCCGGGGCAGCUCUGGCCCUGAUAGGAAUCCGGAAAAGAUGGCUUUAUAUCUCUUUAUCCACAGCAUUCCUCGCAGCAUUGGGCGUAAUAGUUCUGAUCGAAUAUGUGAUGAACCCACCCGUCACUAAUGCAGUACAGGGUGGAUACCUUGUUGCUGUAGUUGUCACUGGAGCUGUGUUUGGUGGACUAGCUCUGGUUUUCAAAGAAAUCACCGAAGGACUUUGCUGUCUAUUAGGCGGUUUCUGCAUUGGGAUGUGGUUGAUGACUGUCAAAGCCGGAGGUCUCGUCACCGAGAGCGGAGCCAAAGUUGGAUUCAUCAUCGCAUUCUCUGCUGGGUUCUAUUGUCUAUCCUUCAGCCACUAUACUCGCUCCUAUGGGUCUAUGGUCUGCACUUCUUUUGGAGGCGCCACUGCCUUGGUCCUCGGUAUUGAUUGUUUCAGUCGGGCGGGCCUCAAGGAGUUCUGGCUCUAUGUCUGGGGACUGAAUGAUAACAUGUUCCCGCUGAACACCAACACUUACCCCGUUACGCGUAAUAUUCGUGUCGAGCUUGCUAUCACAAUCAUUGUGACUGUAUUCGGUGUCAUUGCUCAGAUGCGACUGUGGAAAGUGAUCAAAGAGCGCAGAGCAAACGAAGCAAGUUCUCGCGAAGAAGAAGAGAAAAAGAAGGAGGAGGCCGAAGCGGAAGUCGGCCGACAGCUCGAGAAGAAGAACCAGCAGGAGCGUGCUGAAUGGGAACGGAUGUAUGGCAAUGGCAGCGCCAAAGAGCCCUCAUUGACCGAGACUGCGGUGGCUGAUGACUCAAGAAGAGGAUCGGACGGCUUCAACUCCUCAAAUAAUGAGACUGCACAUUCCAUCGAGAUGAAAGAAAUGGCGUGUCCCGAUGCCCAAGGUGACGCUUCUGACUGCGGCAACACGCUUGAUGCAGUGGAAGAAGUCACCCCGGAAGGCGCAGAAGAGGAGGACAGUCCAAGCUGCGGUCAAAGCCACCACACGCCGGCUUUCCAUGUGAGCACGAAUGUACGGGAUGAUACCUCCGAAAAUGGUGCUAUUAUGGGCUCCGAGGCUGGUACGCCUCGAUCAAAGCGCUUAUCGGGAAUGUCAUUCAGGAAUCGUCUGUCAUGGCGUAGUGGCAACGGGGCGAAAUUAAAUCACCAAUCAGAGUCCGAGGAAGCUCUGGUUGCUCACGAUGAUGCUACUUCCUCCGUGGCUGGAGUUGUCGAUGACAUUCAAACACUGAGCUCCCGUCGGUCAAGUAUCGCAUCCGAAAUCCACAAGGAGACAGAUGAUGCCACGCAGCAGAGCGAGUCAACUGUGAAACCGCUACCUCAGAAAAACAUUCUCCAAGAAGCCGAAGAGAACCAUCUCAACUCCCAGCCAGAAAAACCAGCGAAGUCAACUGUUGUUGUAGAUUCAUCAGAAAGCCGUCCAGAGGACGCAAACGUUCUCAUCUUACAACAAACCAACGACGUGCAAAAGUCCACCGAGAAAUCCCUAGCAGCAACGGCCGAGCCAUCAGAUAUACCCGAAGUCACGGAGAAGGCUGAGACAGCAGGGAAGAUUGAAGAAGUUCAAAAAGGCCGGACGGAGAUUGAGAAGGCAGAGACACCUGGCGAAGAGCCUAAAUCUCAAAAUAACUCAAAGGACGUUUCCCUGGAAAAGCAAUCAAAGUCUCCUCCAGGACCUGUUGAAAAGCCCGAAGAAAUUCCCGAGCUCCGAGCUGCCGAGACCGAAACGAAACCCGAACCCAAGCCUAAACCGCAACCGUUACCUAUUAAGAAGCCAGUAAAACCAAAGCUGGACACUUCGACGGUCAAUCGUAUCCCGGAGCGGACUUCAAAGGUUGUCCAUACAUUCCGUACAAACGAGUGGGCCAAACAUCUGGCAGAUGCCGAAACGCCUGACCUUGAGCCUCUCGAAUUUGAGCCUGAGCCAAUCGAACAUACGAAGGCUGAUGAGGCCGCUGCUCCAGUCAACGUUGAUGAGCUGCUCCAGACGCCGCUUAAUGCCCAGCCUCCCCCGGCUGUGACCAGCCCCGUGGAAAGCUCAACAAGUCCCGAUGAAGCUCGCCGACGAUCCCGUCUCUCAAUGGCCCCUGUCACCGACGUGCCUCGUUCAAAGACCAGAAACAGCACUCACAUGAUGUCUGGAGCCAAAUCACCAAUGAUGUCUCGGAAUGUUUCAUCAUCUUCUUUGGUUGCGCAGCAGCUCGCAGCAGACAACGGUCUUGGUCCUCUCAGAAGUCCCUCGGCACCACUACUGACUAUUACUAUGCCCAAUACUGGACAUGAUAAUGACAAGGAGCAAAUAGAAUCACCUCGCUGGAGUGGGCCGCCACCUCUUCUUGCCGUGCGUGAGGAUAUGGUGCGCAACCGAAUGUCAUCAACCUCAUUACGAUAUGACCCAUGGGGAUCGCGAAAUGCAUCGCGACAGUCCUUGGUUGACCCAGGUCGAGUUAUGUCACCAACAUUGUCCAUUCCCGAUGAAGGAGACGAGGAGCUGACGGGAAUGGCCACACCAACUCACGACGAUGACGAUGUUCCACUCUCCAAGCGCCGCGCCAUGCUCCAGCGUCAGACCAUGGAGUCGCCGUCAACGACAAGCCUUCAAGGCUUUGACAGAGCCCGAUCGUCUCCGUCUGCUUCAACAAAUCCCGGAAAGCCAGCCGCAGCAAUGGCGGCAUGGCGCCAAUCGAUGCGAGAAGACAUCUCGUCCAGACGUGAUCUACUAUCACUCAAUUCAUCACCGACAAGCCCCGAAAGACCGCAAAGUCUCUGGGGGUCUGUACAGCAGAUGAAGGACGCCUCAAACACGCGAGUGGGCGACGCAAUUGCGGAAGGCAUGCAAAAAGGCAGCAUGACCGAUCUGCAUCGCCAGGCAAUGCGGCGAAUGCAGGCUUCCGCCAACCAAAAAUUGUAG